AAAAAAUAAAAAACAGCACAUCAUAGUUUAUACUCACCUCUCGCAAAAUAAGAAAGAAGACGCUCAACAUUGAAGAAUAGGCACAGAAGCAGAGGGUAGUAGAGUAGUAGCUGAAUUCAAAGCCUCGCUAUGGCCCCUCCCAAAGUUCUAAUGGUUGCAGAGAAGCCUAGCAUCGCUGUCUCUAUUGCCUCUGUUCUCUCGCGCGGCAAGAUGUUUACAAGGAGGGUCAGCACUGAAGUACAUGAAUUUGAUGGGGUGUUUUUUGGAUCUCCUGCGCAGUUUAAAGUGACAUCAGUCAUUGGACAUGUUUUCAGUGUAGAUUUUCCUCCCAAAUAUCAAGAUUGGGCAGCCACAGAUCCAUUAGAUCUUUUUGAAGCUCAGAUUGUAAAGAAUGAAUCAAACCCAAAGGCUCACAUUUGUAGACACUUAAAUCAAGAAGCUCGUGGGUGCCGUUAUUUGGUAUUGUGGUUAGAUUGUGAUCGUGAAGGAGAAAACAUAUGUUUCGAGGUUAUACAAUCAACUGGUUUCAACAUAAAAGACACUUAUCGUGCACGGUUUUCAGCUGUUACUGAGAAAGAUGUUAUGAAAGCUCUAGACAACCUUUCUACGCCCAAUAGAGAUGAGGCAUUGGCUGUUGAUGCUAGGCAAGAGAUAGAUUUAAAGGUUGGGGUUGCUUUUACUCGAUAUCAGACGAGUUAUUUCCAGGGAAAAUAUGGGAACCUAGAUUCCAGGGUCAUCUCUUAUGGACCAUGUCAAACGCCUACCUUAGGCUUUUGUGUGCAGAGGUAUCUGCAAAUAAAUACUUUCAAGCCAGAAAAGUUUUGGAGUUUGCACCCGUACAUAAUUUUCCAAGGAUAUGAAAUUCAGUUAGAAUGGCAACGUGGCAGAUUAUUUGACAAAACUGUUGCUAUGAUGUUUCAGAAAUUGGUUGCAGAAGAUGGAUUUUUAGAAGUUACUGAAAUAUCAGAAAAGCAGGAAACUAAAGGUCGUCCUGUUGGUCUAAAUACUGUGAAUCUUCUGAAGGUUGCUUCAAGUGCUCUUGGAUUUGGUCCUCACAUGGCUAUGCAAAUAGCUGAGCGAUUGUAUACUCAAGGAUACAUCAGCUAUCCUCGCACAGAAAGCACAGCAUACCCUCCUUCAUUUGAUUUUCGUGGUACACUCUCUGCACAGGCAAAUAGUCCUACAUGGGGUAGUUAUGUACAAGGGCUACUCGCCAAUGGUUAUCACAAACCUCGAUCUGGAACAGAUGUCGGUGAUCAUCCUCCCAUUACUCCAAUGAAAUCAGUAACAGAAGAUACCCUGGGAAGUGAUGCUUGGAAGCUAUACCAAUACAUCUGCCAACACUUCAUAGGGACAGUCUCUCCAGACUGCAAGUAUUUAAGGAGAAAGGUUGAGUUUUCAAUUGGUGGAGAGUCCUUUCAUUGUACAGGACAUCAAGUCAUUGCCAAAGGAUUUACUGCAAUAAUGCCUUGGCUGGCCAUAAAUGAUAAAAAUAUUCCUUCAUUUACAAAAGGGCAGAAGAUAGAAGUGUCAAAACUUGAACUAUAUGAGGGGACUACCUCACCUCCAGAUUAUCUUACUGAAAGUGAGUUGAUCUCCCUGAUGGAGAAGCAUGGAAUAGGAACGGAUGCGUCUAUUCCUGUACAUAUUAACAACAUAUGUGAGAGGAACUAUGUGCAGGUACAAGCAAGUAGGAGGCUUGUCCCAACUACACUAGGUAUAACUUUAGUGAGGGGUUAUCAAUCAAUUGAUCCAGACCUCUGCCUUCCUGAUAUUCGUAGCUUCAUUGAGCAACAAAUAACUCUUAUUGCUAAGGGUCAGGCAGAUCAUCAUUGUGUAGUGCAGCAUGUUAUACAACAAUUCAAGCAGAAGUUCAGUUACUUCGUCAAGAAGAUUGAAGAUAUGGAUGCAUUAUUUGAAGCACAAUUUUCUGCCCUUACUGAUUCAGGACGCGCUAUGAGUAAAUGUGGUAAAUGCUUGCGGUAUAUGAAGUACAUUUCUGCUCAGCCAACACGUUUGUAUUGUGGUACAUGUGAGGAGGUUUAUUAUCUUCCACCGAUGGGCACAAUCAAGCUGUACAAGGAACUGUCUUGUCCACUAGAUAAUUUUGAGCUUCUGGUCUGCUCCAUGCCGGGUCCUGAGGGUAAAGCAUUCCCACUAUGCCCAUACUGCUAUAGUAAUCCUCCGUUCGAAGGGAUCGAAUCACUUAUUAAUACAGUGAAAAAUGGUCCUUCUGGCAAGAUUGGCAAGGGAGCUGGCAUGCCAUGCACCUUAUGCCCUCAUCCAACUUGCCCGAAUUCUCUGGUUUCCCAGGGUGUAUGUGCUUGUCCAGAGUGCAGUGGAACGCUUGUUUUGGACCCGUUAAGCGCUCCCAAGUGGCGACUUUGUUGCAACAAGUGCAACUGCCUUGUUUUUCUUGCACAAGGGGCUCACAGAAUCUCAACUACUAAAGAACGAUGCCCUGAGUGUGACUCUUCAGUCGUAGAAGUCGACUUCAACAAGAAGACAACUCCACUGGAAGACGGAUCCACCUUACACCGUGGUUGCAUUCUUUGUGAUGAGUUGCUUCAUUCCCUUGUAGAGAUGAAACAUGGGAGAGGCUUCAGACGUAUGGGUUCACGGGGUGGAAGAGGACGAGGGGGAGGAAGAAGAGGCGGUUAUAGGGGUAGAGGACGCGGAAAAAUGGUGGAUCCAAAAAUGAGUUUUCGAGAUUUCUAAGAGUGCUGCUCUUCAUGUCCAUGGCUAUAUAACUUAUGUAGGUUUUAAUUGCAAAUCCAAUUGUCUCAUACAGCUCAAGUUUUUUUUUUAAUGGAAAAAUUAACUUGUCGUGUAAGGUUCUGUGAGUUGUUCAUUUGCCAUGAAUUC
Molecule: messenger RNA, 2865 nt
Organism: Arachis ipaensis
Lineage: Eukaryota; Viridiplantae; Streptophyta; Magnoliopsida; Fabales; Fabaceae
Product: DNA topoisomerase, type IA, core
Biological process (GO): DNA repair; DNA topological change; DNA recombination
Cellular component (GO): nucleus
Molecular function (GO): DNA topoisomerase type I (single strand cut, ATP-independent) activity; DNA binding
Source: RefSeq, a predicted model, not a curated record